AGAUCACUCACCAUCUAUUGUUGUUUCUGUGUAGUAAUAAACACAAUACAUAACAUGUUGUGCACACGCAGAUUUUGCUUCUCAACUACUCAAUAAAAACCUACGCCCGCCCGGACACUCUCCAUCCACCCACACCCACACCCACACUUGAAUUUCAUCAUCACAAACAACAACAAAUUAAUUUAACUUGGUCAAGCCCUCUGAUCCAUCAUCUUUAAACCAUAUAUAUACACACCACUAAUCUUCGUCAAUAUUAUCUCAUGGAUUCAGAUUCAGCAGCUGAUUCCACAAUUAGUCAUCAACAGCAGCAGCAUGAAUAUGAACAUGAUGAUGAGGAGGAGGAAAAACAGCAACAUUUUCAUGUUCUGGCUGUGGAUGAUAGUCAUAUUGACAGAAAGCUCUUGGAAAGGCUCCUCACGGUUUCUUCCUAUCAAGUUACAUGUGUGGAUUCUGGAGAUAAGGCUCUAGAGUAUCUGGGGUUGCUACACAUUGAGGAAAAUAAUGAAUCAUGUGAAAGAUCAGCAUCAUCAUCAUCCACAACAGUUUCUUGUGCGUCUGAUCCGUCAAAGUCAUCUCAGCAAGAGAUAUCGAAAGUUAACCUGAUCAUGACAGAUUACAGCAUGCCUGGAAUCAGUGGUUACGAUUUGCUCAAAAGAAUCAAGGACUCUACCUGGAAAGACAUCCCUGUUGUAGUUAUGUCGUCCGAGAAUGUACCUUCAAGAAUCAACAUGUGCUUGGAAGGAGGUGCAGAAGAAUUCCUGUUGAAACCUGUGAAGCUAUCGGAUUUAAGGAAACUUCACUCGCAUCUGCUCAAUACGGUUGGGCAUCCUUGCCAUGACGACGACGACGACGACGACACUACUGCUGCUACUACUUCCAUCUGCAACAUCGACAACACUAACAAAGAAGACACCGAAAACGAUAACAACAACUGCAGUAACAAUAAUACUAACAAGAGGAAGACAUUCUCCACAACUUCGGAUCUCUCCGACAGAAGGCCCCGAGUCCAAGAAUUGCCUGUGUCCUAGCUACCUACCUACCUACCAUUUUAAUUUAAUUAUGUAUGCACAAUCACUGCAACUAACUAAGGUUAACCACGACAGUGAUAGUGUGUAAAUUAUUAACAGGAAUUCUUAUUUGGAGUAUUAUGAUUACUAUUAUUAUUAUUAUUUUGAAAGAGAGAGUUUCUUAAUUGA
Molecule: messenger RNA, 1196 nt
Organism: Sesamum indicum (sesame)
Lineage: Eukaryota; Viridiplantae; Streptophyta; Magnoliopsida; Lamiales; Pedaliaceae
Product: two-component response regulator ARR17
Biological process (GO): cytokinin-activated signaling pathway; phosphorelay signal transduction system
Source: RefSeq, a predicted model, not a curated record